This is a messenger RNA of Suillus subalutaceus, 1233 nucleotides long. RefSeq lists its product as uncharacterized. The record is from RefSeq and is a predicted model, not a curated record. The transcript has 8 exons. Bases 280 to 822 code for a protein of 180 amino acids. Lineage: Eukaryota; Fungi; Basidiomycota; Agaricomycetes; Boletales; Suillaceae.
CGUCCACCAAGAUGGGGCCACAGCAUUGCGUAUAACGGAUAAUGAAGCCUUCGAACAGAUGCAGAAGCUUUACCAAUGCAUUCGUGCUUUGUCGUGGCUCACGUCCACUAGUGCACCAACAAAGCGUUUAUGUAUGAAUCCCACAAGCGUCUGUCCACCGCAAAGCACAAUGCCACUUCCACCUCUGGGAAUCGUAUUUAGUCCAGCCCGAAUGCCUACCUGGUAUCAUCAUUACCCCAAGGAGAAUCAGGCAUUCACCUCAGACAAAAUCAAGCAGCAAUGUCUCCUACCAAGGUCUAUGUUUGCUCUCAGGCUAAGUGCGGCGAAACUUUUACCAAGUUUGCGGAAUUCAAGAGACAUGAGGCUAGGCAUGCAGAAAACGUGUACACCUGUACCUUUCCCGGAUGUGACUUUGCGACGCUGAUAAAAAGAAGCUUCGAUGUCCACUCCGCCAGACACACCGGCGAGCAACGCUAUGGUUGUCCUCAUGAUUGCACCUUCAGGACCCACGAUCCUUCCGCCCUGACGCGUCAUCGCAAAACAAAACAUGGAUAUGUCCCUUCUCCGCGCAGCGGACGCGGCGGCGGUCGUGUUGCUGCCCCCUCCGCAUCAGACAGGACCCCAUCGUCCCAGCCCUCUGCUUCGUCCUACCAAUCACACCCUCACAGCCUGAGCCAAGACCCGUCAUUGGUCUUCUAUGACCCGGUGGAUAGUGAGGACGACUGUACCAUGUUCAGCGAACCUGUGACGACGGCAAAUGGGUGGACUGAGGGCUGCAUACGCCCUUCGGAGAUGUUGGGUUAUGCAUACAGGCAAUAUUAGUUUGCAUCAACUCAAGGUGACUUGUGUUCGUCGUUUGUAAAACCUCCCCUCGUUAUAUGUGUCUAUUAUUUUUCACUUAAAAGCACUUUACGAUGUCGUCUGAAGGCUUAUACACUCUUUUAUAGAUGCACUAGUAGUAAUACGCUCUUUUCUAAAUCAUGAUGUUCCCCAAACAUACUAUGGGCCUCUGCUUCCGGGGUCCUUCCGUGACUGUAAAGGCCUGAAUCAAACACAACCUCUGCAGCGCCUGACUCCGACUCCACCUUCGUCCCCCAGCUUUUAUCUUACAAUGACUGCAUGACUUGUCGCGUCAUAGGAAGCGGUGGGUUCGCUGCCACUGGCAUCUACGCACUGAGAAUGGCCCGUCCCAGCGCACCGGGAAGUAUAUAGUUGGCAAGAGGAUCAUGGGUG